AUGUCAAUAGAGAAUUGCUAUCAACAUGUUAAUAGGGAGAUAAGACUUAAGCAGCUCACAAAUUUUGGUAAGAAACGGGAGAGGGUCCACAAUAGGAGAGUCGAAUCGAUCAUUCAUUGUGUGCCGUCAGAAGCGAGACUCCUGGAAGAGAGAAUCGCUCAUGAGAAAUCGAAGAAAUGGGAAUUGAUAUGUCCGUUUACUGGUUACAAGGCUGGAGACGAAGACGACUGGUUAGGUAUACUGGAAGAAGCUAUCCGAAAGGUAACUUAUCUGGAUCAUUUGAACUUGGAUAUGGAGAUGGUCGAAGAUGCAGAUCCUUGUAUUGGUUUAUACAUACUAUAUAUGCACAUGACUUGUUAUAUAAUUCCAUUACUAUAUGGUAGACAGCGAUACAGUAUGCGAUGCCUGAGUACGGUGAGAUUACCGAAUGACAGAAGCCCAGAUGCUCCGGUUGCCAGUGCUGAGUGA
This is a messenger RNA of Kwoniella mangroviensis CBS 8507, 468 nucleotides long. RefSeq lists its product as uncharacterized. Lineage: Eukaryota; Fungi; Basidiomycota; Tremellomycetes; Tremellales; Cryptococcaceae. The coding region runs from base 1 to 468 and encodes 155 amino acids. The record is from RefSeq and is a predicted model, not a curated record. The transcript has a single exon.